Pocillopora meandrina is the source of this 3032-nucleotide messenger RNA. The record is from the annotation of a GenBank genome assembly. NCBI's taxonomy places the organism in Eukaryota, Metazoa, Cnidaria, Anthozoa, Scleractinia, Pocilloporidae.
GAGAUUACGCAAAGUUUUUUUCAAGUUGGUGGUUUUCCUUGUGCCAUUGGGGGUAUUGACGGUACUCACGUUAGAAUAACUGCCCCUCAGGAAAAUGAACCAGACUUCGUGAACCGGAAAGGAUUUCACUCCAUCAAUGUCCAGGCAAUAUGCAACCUUUGAGGUAAGCUAAUAUCUCUAACUCUUAUUGGUUUAGAAAUUAAUUAUUGGUUUAGAAAAGGACAACAUGUCUGUUUAACCCUAAGCUUUACUGUGCAUACUAUCUCAUGUGUAUAACAGGAAUUUUUCUAUCCUAAAUGUGGACAUGAAAGCUGUUGGAACUUUGCAUCUUAUGUGCAUGUAAUGCUUUUCUGUCACAUUAGGAGCAGUGUGUGACAGAAUGGCUUAAAUACAACAUGUGAUCAAACAUAUGAUCAGGAGAUUCACUCAGAUGCAAUGUAUGAUGUAAAAAACUGAUUGAAAUUGAUUCAUAUGAUUAGGUGGUCGAACUGUGUGAUCACCCAUUUAAUUCUAUAGCUAUCAGGUGUAAUCGAUUUUGGUUACAAACGAGUAUUGAGUCUUCGAAUGGUGACAUGAUACCAACUGAAAUAUUCUUCGGCGAUCACUGAAUGUGUUGGUUUGAGCGCUGGAGUAAAGCAUUACAGAGCAUUUUAUCGCUGGGUAAAAUUGCUUCUUGACGUGUUAGUUACAAACUCAUAGUUCAUCACUAACAGCAGUCCCGUUGUGAACACCCUUUGUCUUCUUCAAUUGUUUUCAUAGUUUGUUUUUCUUUGCCUAAUGAAUGAUUUACACAUUAACAAUCUUUAUGUUUAGACAUAGGGAUGAAGAGAGGUUUGGCAUUCUCAUGGGAAUACCCAGAUCAGUCUGUCCAUCCUACCUUCAAAUUCGAUCAUUCACACACUUUAUGCUCAUCGCACUCAGUUCUGGCUAAAGUGUUUGCAUGUAAUUUUGUAUUUUGAUCUCUGGUUAUCUAUUUUGUCAAUAAUUCAAUAAACUGAAUGGAAUCAUGUUAGUAUAUUAGUAUAUUAUUCUAGUUGCAAUUUCUUGGUUAUCAGACAACGACUCCGCUGUGUGCUACGAGAUAACUCCUGCUGGCUAUAAACUGUUACACUGCCCUAGGGGUUGAUUGCCCUCUUGUUCAGAGAUAACAUCAAUCGAAACUGUUUCAAGGAUUUCCUUUGAAUCUUCUUUUGACUACGCUUUCGAUUGGCAAUCAUCUAUCGACCGCCGUACUCUGUUAAUCAUCCUGUGACUGUGAACAGUUUUAUUGACGAAUUUUCUGAGUACCUUGAAUCUAAGCUGGUUGAGACUGUUGUUGCCAAGCAGCUACAGCAUUAUCUGAAUGGCAACAAUCUGUUCCCAGUGUUUCAAUCCGCCUAUCGACAGAACCACAGCACAGAAACUGCACUCCUUAAGGUUAUGAAUGAUAUUCUCCUUAACAUGAACAGUCAACGUGUUACUCUGCUUAUUCUGCUCGAUUUAAGUGCUGCCUUCGACACAGUUGAUCACGACACCAUGCUACGUCGACUUGAGUCAUCAUUUGGUAUACAUGGGAAAGCCCUCUCCUGGUUUACGUCCUAUUUGUCUGGUAGAACUCAACGGAUAAUGAUUAACGAUUCGCUGUCGGAAAGGUUCCUGUCUGGGUCCGUUAUUGUUUUCGUUGUAUACGAGCAAGCUUUUUGAGAUCAUUGAAUAUCAUUUACGAUUCAUUGUUACGCUGACAAUUCUUAAACUGAAUGGAAUCAUCAGAGACAUUCGUCUUUGGAUGUUGAAUAAUGAUCUUAAAUUAAAUGACGACAAGACUGAAUUCCUUAUCAUUGGCACAUCACAACAGCUGGGAAAGCUCGACAAUAUCAGUAUACGUGUGGGCGACUCAGACAUACAUCCCGUGCCAAUUAUGAGAAAUCUUGGUUCCUGGUUUGAUUCAAGGCUCUCCAUGGCAACACACAUCACGAAAAUUUGUGCCUCUUCAUUUUACUACAUUUAUAAUAUUCGUCGGAUCAGAAAGUACCUUUCACAGCAGUCAACGGAAACUCUUGUCCAUGCAUUUAUAACGAGCCGCCUGGACUAUUGCAAUGGCCUAUUAUAUGGACUACCGGACUGCUUGUUGAAUAAGCUGCAACGAGUACAGAAUGCUUGUGCCAGAUUGAUUCUUAAAGAACAGAGAUUUUGUCAUAUUACGCCCUUAAUUUUUAAGUUACACUGGUUACCAAUUAGAUAUAGAAUUGAGUUUAAAAUAUUGUUGAUUACUUUUAAGAUUCUUAAUUUUUUUAGCCCCUUCUUAUCUAUCCUCUCUUUUUUCCUUAGACCCCCCCUCCAAAUAUAAUUUAAGAAAUUCCAGUGAUAAGCUUUUACUUAGCCAUCCAUCAUUUAAAUCGAAAGCUACACUGGGGACCGUGUUUUUUACCUGUGCUGCUCGAAACUAUGGAACGAACUACUUUUUUUUUUUUUUUUUUUUUUUUCUCGUUUCUUAAAAUUAUUGUAAGUCUAUUUUAAUGAUAAUUUUUAAUCUUGUAAUGCGCAUUUGAACAUUUUAUGGAAUUUGCGCACUAUAAAUUUUUAAUAUUAUUAUUAUUAUAUUGUCAAGAAGGCUAUUCAUUUCGACAAAAUAAAUUAAGUGAUCCCACGAUAACUGCUCACAAUUUAGGGCCUAUGUGUAUGCUCACAUUGUGAUAAUUUUUUACGGGAAUACAGUUUUGGAUUAGGAAGACACAUACAGAAAUACUAUGUAGCUAAGCUGUAUGAAAAUUAUGUUUACUGGGAAUGUUGUGUUGGAAAAAAACAUUUUUAUUGAAUACAAUUGAAUUUGUGGAAAUGUUUAAAAUGUUGUGGCUAGAUGGCCUGGUUCAACUCAUGAUAGCCACAUUUUCCAGACGUCAGCUGUAGGGGGUAACCUUGAAGGGACUGGUCUCAAAUAUGGUGUGCUACAUGGGGAUGGUGGCUAUGCUUGCUCUCCAUUCCUUGUGACACCAUACCUCAACCCUAAAACACCUCAGGAGGAGCAUUUCAACAGAGUACACAAGAUUACAUGA